CUCUUUCCGUUUCCUCACAUUUCAUUUCAACAAAGAACUUUUAACAAUGGAGUCGUCCUCGAAAUCGGUUCUUGUGUGGAAAAAGAGAUCCGCCGGCGAAUCUUCUUCCGAGAUCGAGGAAGCGGUGGCGAGUCUUACGAUGUCUUCCAACAAGAUUACGCUGAUCAGCUCCGACGGCGUGUCGUUCGAGAUCGACGAAGCGGUGGCCCGUCAGUUUCUGAUCGUAGCGCACAUGAUCGAAGACGACUGCGCCGACAAAGCGAUUCCGGUUGAUAACGUGACCGGAGACAUCCUGGCCUUGGUAAUCGAGUACGGAGAGAAGCACGUGGAGGAAGCUGGUGUUAAGCUUGACGAAGAGGAAGAGGAGGAGGCGAAGAAGAAGCUGGACGAGUGGGACGCAGAGUUCGUGGAGAAGAUAGAUCUGGAGACGGUGUUCAGACUCAUCCUGGCGGCGAACUUUCUCAACUACGAAGGUCUUCUCGGUUUCGCUAGCCAGACGGUUGCUGAUUACAUCAAGGACAAAUCGCCAGAAGAAGUUCGAGAGAUCUUCCACAUCGAGAACGAUUUCACACCUGAGGAGGAAGCAGAGAUUCGCAAGGAGAACGCUUGGACUUUCAAUGAAGACGAUAAGUAAGAAGAUUGUAGAUUUUUAGGGUUUUUUUUUUGUUCUCUUUUGUUUUUCCCCCCUUUUUUAGAUUCGGUGAAUGGGUUUCAUCUGAAGCGUGUGAUUUGACUUGGUCUCUAGGUUAUCUUCUCUGUUUAGUACUACUCUUAAUGUUCUUGCUCUGUUAGCGUACUGAUUCUGAUUCUGGAUGGAUCUGGUUAAAAACCCUAAUUGAAAAAACUCAGUGUUCUUGAUAUUA
Camelina sativa (false flax) is the source of this 863-nucleotide messenger RNA. RefSeq names its product SKP1-like protein 18. Gene Ontology annotation, biological process: ubiquitin-dependent protein catabolic process. NCBI's taxonomy places the organism in Eukaryota, Viridiplantae, Streptophyta, Magnoliopsida, Brassicales, Brassicaceae. The record is from RefSeq and is a predicted model, not a curated record.